GUAUACGUCUGGCAGGCACAGCAAGGCCUUGGGUGCGCCUCCCUCAGCCACAGGAAGACACUUCGAGGCAGACAUCUAGCCGUGUCUGCCUUUGCUCCUCUCUUCGUCUGUGUCUUCUGUGUCUAAUUUAACUAUUUAUGCGUCAGUAAUAUUACCUGAUACUCAAGAUGGCGACCAAUAAGACACCGGGACUAUUUUCUUACAGUAAUUUGGUCCAUGCGGUUGCCGGGGGAUGUGGGUCUGCUGUGGCUAUGUCUACACUUUUCCCUCUUGAUACUGUGAGAACGAGAUUACAGUUAGAGGAAGGUCGGCGAAAGAGCAGCAUACUCUCCCUUUUACAAGAAAUUUACAAAGAGGAAGGCUUAGCUGGGUUAUACCGGGGGCUGCUUCCUGUGAUUGAAUCGUUAUAUUGUUCCAAUUUUGUGUACUUUUACACAUUCCAUGGCCUCAAGAGAAUUGCUAAUGAAGACAAGUCGGCAUUAAGAGAUCUCCUCUUAGCUAUGGUAGCAGGCUCAAUUAAUGUCAUAACAACCAAUCCAUUAUGGGUUGUGAAUACAAGAUUGAAGAUGCAGGGUGCCAAAGUGAUAACCAGCCAGCACACAGCUACCAGAAGAUACAAGGGCAUGUUAGAUGGUCUUCUACGAGUAGGACGUGAAGAAGGUGUAUCUGGCCUUUGGUCUGGGGCUUGUUCAUCCCUCAUCCUCACCAUCAACCCGGCCAUUCAGUUCAUGGCGUAUGAAGCCAUGAAGCGGCAGAUGCAGAGCAUGUACAAGUCAAAGGAGCUCAAUUCGCUGGUGGUCUUUGGUGUGGGGGCUACGGCCAAGGCAUUGGCAACGGUCCUUACAUACCCAAUACAGCUGGUCCAGGCUAAACAAAGGCAUGGACACAACUAUGAAGGAUUGCCGCAGAAAGCUGGACUGAUUCCACUCUUGCUGUACAUAAUGAGGGUCCAUGGUUUCAAGGGAUUGUUCAAAGGCCUCGAGGCAAAGAUCCUGCAGACGGUGCUCACUGCUGCACUCAUGUUUGUUUGCUAUGAGAAAAUUGCUUCUAUUGUCUUUGCCAUUUUGAUGGGAAAUAGGAAGAUGGCUUUGAAGAAAUAGAUAGAAAUCCUGGUUGUGUUUCAGCUUUAAUGAAGCAUAACAUUCAGCGUUGAAAGGAAGGGCAACUUUUUUUUUUCUCUCUCAGUUGAAAGUAUUUGUAGUAGUUACUGUUGGAUAAGAAUAUUAACCCAAUGCCGCCGGGGAAAAUGAAAAAAAAAUGGGGAAAAUGCUGUGCUCAUGUUUUAUAUUUUUUUGUGAAAUGCCCAUAGAUGGCUCUGCAAGUGCUUAGCAACAAAGGAGUCAA
Messenger RNA from Penaeus chinensis, 1344 nucleotides. RefSeq names its product peroxisomal membrane protein PMP34-like (gene PMP34). The record is from RefSeq and is a predicted model, not a curated record. Gene Ontology annotation, cellular component: peroxisomal membrane. Gene Ontology annotation, molecular function: coenzyme A transmembrane transporter activity; FMN transmembrane transporter activity; AMP transmembrane transporter activity. Lineage: Eukaryota; Metazoa; Arthropoda; Malacostraca; Decapoda; Penaeidae. The coding region runs from base 168 to 1100 and encodes 310 amino acids. The transcript is spliced from 8 exons.